AAGUUUUGUACAUGUGUCGUCUGCGUUUAAAUUCAUUUGUAAUAGCGCAUUUGUAACGGACAGGCCGAUUGAUUAACUUUGUUAUUUUUGAAAAAAAAAAUCUUUUAAAAAAGGUUUAAUUGGAUUUUAUAUUACAGUUUAAGGGAUAUACGCUACUUCAUUAUUUGAGGAUGGAUUACAAGAGUUUGAUAGUUUUGAUGGCUGUGUUUGCCAGCUGCUGCGGUGCGAGGUCCGAGUUCAUCCCCAGCUGCCAACAAGGCUUUUACUUCAACCGUGCUGCAAUGGAAUGUACCCCUUGUUCUAGCUGCGAGAACCACCAAGUCGUCCGGCGCAAAUGCUUCGACGAUCAGGACACGUACUGCGGUCCAUUAUCAGAGUUUCAGUUUAUUCGACCACAUUCGUCACUGAAGUCAACCGAAUCCAAAUUUCCGCAGGUCGUUGAUAAUACAGAUGAAGUGCCGACGACACCGACAGAAUUCGUCACCGAAAAUGGGGAUAAAUGGUUCACGAUUACAAUGGUCCUGGUUGGGAUUCUGGUAGUGACAUGUGUCACAGGCGUUAUCACAGUGCUUGUCACUUGCGUUGUGUGCCGACGGAAAGAAAGGGAAAUUAUAUGUGAACCUGAAUAUACCAGCGCAUGCGCAUUGAUCGUAGGUGACUCUCCGGAAGCAAAGACAACACUGGUGGAACAGUUCAAGCUGGUCUCGGAGAGAGCGUCAUGAAGCAAAGAAAGGAAACGCUAGAGGAGAGAAAGUCUAGCGGGACUAUAUAUAUCCACUGCGUAACCAAAUGCGCAAAAUGACUGUGAUAAACUUCAUUAAGUUAUAGCAUUACAUAUGUUUAUGCCGUACAGUAUCGAGACUGACGGAUUAACAACUUUUUUUGUUGACUAAAAAGUGACAAUGUUAGUCUAAACUAUCUCUAUGCCACAUUUUGGUCACAAUCUGUUUCAAUAACUUCGGUGAGGAGAGGCUCCUAAUGAACAAGUGCCAGAUGUGUUCCAGCAAUGAAAAAGCAUGUACUUUUUUGUAACUGAAAGUUGGAAAUUGAAAUCCAUACGCCUUGAUAUCACGUGUUCAAUCCAUGUAAAUUUUAGUCAGGCCAUAUAUGACCACAAUGUUAUUUUUAGUGCUCAACCUGUGUUCAGAGAAAUGUUUAACAAGAUUCACACUGUGUUCAUGGAUGUUGUUACAUCUACAUUUAGAUCUAAUAGAUAUACCGCCUACAUAAAUUUUCACUGUCUUUCCUUUCUAUCAUCUCCUUUUAUUUCUCGUUUAUUUCAUGUAUGGCAUUUUUCGAAUUCUUUCGUUUAGUUUAGUUUUAUGUUACUUUCAUUUUUGUAAUGUUAAAAGAUUGAGAGGAAAAAAUCAUCUUUUGAGACAGUCUCUAUAUAUCAUGAAUUAUUCAUACUUUAGUGACGACUACCCGGAUAUCAAUUAAAACGGUAUUAUUUACCGAAAACAAUCAUUUCAGUACGUUGUGUAAACAUUUAACUAAAUGUUUUGUACAUUUUGUAAAUCUGUUGUACAUAUAUAGAAAAUUCGUGAAAGUUUGCAAUUUUUAUUUAUUUGUUUUUGUUUUAUAUUCUCAGAUGAGAAUAAAAUGGUAUAAAAUCUUA
Molecule: messenger RNA, 1618 nt
Organism: Mercenaria mercenaria
Lineage: Eukaryota; Metazoa; Mollusca; Bivalvia; Venerida; Veneridae
Exons: 3
Coding region: 171-722 (183 amino acids)
Molecular function (GO): protein binding
Source: RefSeq, a predicted model, not a curated record